UUUCUCCUCACUCCUCCCUUCUUCACUUUGUUCCAGCAAGCACUAGUAUAACAAAACCCACUUUGUGAAAUAAAGAGCUCGUGCAAAAACUACUUCAUUUAGUAUUUGUUUGGAUUAUUGGAAAUAGUAAGAACCCAUAAUUUAUUGGAAUACUAUGUACCAUCCCAUUUCCGCUGAACUCCCACCGGCGAAUAGUUCCGGCGAAUUUCCGGCUUAUCGUCGGAGCUCCAGCUUCAGUAGCCUUGUGCCCUGCUUAACCGAAACCUGGGGCGACUUGCCUCUUAAGGUCGACGACUCGGAAGACAUGGUAAUUUACUGGCUUUUACGGGACGCCGUUAACGUUGGAUGGAGCCCGUUUAAUUUGACAGCUGCUAGUGACGUCAGUGUUGACGUUAGAGUUAAAGCUGAGCCGAGUGAUGCGCCGGAGCCGGCUACCACUUCGCCUGCUGCUGAUCACUGUUCGGCUCCGCCUCCUGCGACUGCCGGAGCGGCGCAACCGAAAGGUAGGCAUUUCAGGGGCGUGAGGCAACGGCCGUGGGGAAAGUUCGCGGCUGAGAUUAGGGACCCGGCUAAGAAUGGCGCCAGGGUUUGGCUUGGUACUUAUGAGACGGCUGAGGAAGCGGCGUUGGCUUACGACAGAGCGGCUUAUAGGAUGAGGGGUUCAAAGGCUCUAUUGAAUUUCCCUCACAGAGUUGGCUUGAACGAGCCGGAACCGGUUAGGGUGACAGCUAAGAGAAGGUCGCCUGAGCAGGCUGCUUCAUCACCGUCAUCUGUUUCAUCGGCUUCGGAGAGCGGCUCCCCCUCGCCAUCGCCCAAGCGGAGGAGGAAAGUUGUUGCGGCUGAACUUUCAGCCGAGCCCGAGCCCGAAGUUGAGAGCCAAUCGAAUGCGUAUCGUCGAGUAAAUUGUCAAAUGACGCAUGUGCCAGUUGGCGAGCAGCUACUGGUAAGCUGAAUUUGAGUUGUACUUCGUGGAAAGUUUUAAAAAAAACAAAAAAAAAAAACAAAACGCAAUGAGUAGUUAGGGCUUGCUUUGGUUAUGUGUGAAUAUUAAAAUUUUCCCCGUUUUCUUUUUUGAGUUUUUGUUUGGCCCUUUUAAAUUCCAAGGGGCCGUGUAAACAAUUGAAGCUCAAGCCUUGGUGAAAUACGGAAACGUAACGAGGUAUUUCCAUUCA
Messenger RNA from Coffea eugenioides, 1172 nucleotides. Its product is annotated as ethylene-responsive transcription factor 2-like. The transcript has a single exon. The coding region runs from base 155 to 952 and encodes 265 amino acids. Gene Ontology annotation, biological process: ethylene-activated signaling pathway; regulation of DNA-templated transcription. Lineage: Eukaryota; Viridiplantae; Streptophyta; Magnoliopsida; Gentianales; Rubiaceae. Gene Ontology annotation, molecular function: DNA-binding transcription factor activity; DNA binding. The record is from RefSeq and is a predicted model, not a curated record.